AUGCAGUCCAUCCGGGAGCUGAAGUCUAACUUCAGCGGUCCACCUCCUGCCUCCAUGGCCGCCGGCCCUGACGCCUACCUCCAGGGCAGCAUCAGGAUGACUCUGGAAGACCUUGAACUGUGGAAGACAUUCCAUGAAAUUGGAACGGAGAUGAUAAUCACCAAACCGGGCAGGAGGAUGUUCCCACACUGUAAAGUGAAUUUAUCUGGUCUUAUUCAGUGUGCCAAGUACAUCUUACUGGUUGACAUGGUUCCAGAGGAUGGCUUCAGGUAUAAGUGGAAUAAAGAGAAAUGGGAGGUGGCCGGAAAAGCGGAGCCUCAGCCUCCCUGCAGGACUUACCUCCACCCAGACUCUCCGGCCUUAGGGAGCCACUGGAUGAAGCAAAGCAUCACGUUCCUCAAGCUCAAGCUCACCAACAACACACUCGACCAGCAUGGGCAUAUCAUCUUGCACUCAAUGCAUCGUUACCACCCUCGUUUCCACGUUGUCCAAGCAGACGACCUGUUCAGCGUCCGCUGGAGUGUGUUCCAGACUUUCACCUUCCCAGAAACGUCCUUCACUGCAGUCACUGCCUACCAGAACACCAAGAUCACAAAGCUGAAGAUCAAUCACAACCCAUUUGCAAAGGGUUUCAGAGAUGAGGGCACUAAUAAAAAAAGGCAUGCAAACAAAAAUCCGGCAUGCCUAGAAAAAAGGGCCAAGUUACCAGGCGUGUUGAACGAGGACUCCAAGGACAGCAGUUCACCAGGGUUCUGCCAGUCAUCGUAUGAUGGUUAUGAUGGAGAAGAGGGGCGCCUGGCCAAAAGGAAAGACGAGGAUGCUGUAAAGGAAGAGCGGUACUCCCCCUGGGGCGCUGAGAGGCAGCAGGGUGUGAGGACCGACUCUCCCGCUGGGGCCGACACAAGAGAUAUCUACAACACGGAGCAGCUCGUUCCCGCUCCUGCGUCCUACCAGCCGUACAGGGCCCAUGAGUACGGAAAGUCUCCGUCCCCCUCCUCCAGCGUCGGCAGCAGCGUCACCGGAUCUGGACGGAGCAGCUUCGAGUCCAGAGUUACCGACAUUGCCACCGUCCCCGAUCACGACUCCUCGAAGCCUGGCCCUUCGCACUGCGGACCCCAGCCCCUGCCGGGCCCCCAGGACUACAGCGGAGUGCUGAACAUGACCAUGGCCCAGGCCGGCAAGCCGGGGGUCAUCGGCCACCACAUUUACAGCCCCUACAGCACGGAACAGCCGCUGGGCCAGUGGAGCGGGCCGGGACCUGCGCAGUAUCCCCCUCCUCACCCACUGACCGCCGACUACACCACGCAAGCGGUGCACCAUGGCUAUCAUCAUGGCAACGUGGGCGAAUGGAGCCAAUAUCCGCUGUUCUCCUACUCCUGCUGGUGA
Poeciliopsis prolifica (blackstripe livebearer) is the source of this 1386-nucleotide messenger RNA. RefSeq names its product T-box transcription factor 16 (gene tbx16). The record is from RefSeq and is a predicted model, not a curated record. The transcript is spliced from 9 exons. Bases 1 to 1386 code for a protein of 461 amino acids. Gene Ontology annotation, cellular component: nucleus. Gene Ontology annotation, biological process: cell fate specification; positive regulation of DNA-templated transcription; regulation of transcription by RNA polymerase II. NCBI's taxonomy places the organism in Eukaryota, Metazoa, Chordata, Actinopteri, Cyprinodontiformes, Poeciliidae. Gene Ontology annotation, molecular function: RNA polymerase II cis-regulatory region sequence-specific DNA binding; DNA-binding transcription factor activity, RNA polymerase II-specific.